Messenger RNA from Brachypodium distachyon (stiff brome), 2769 nucleotides. Its product is annotated as THO complex subunit 5B. Gene Ontology annotation, molecular function: mRNA binding. Bases 96 to 2486 code for a protein of 796 amino acids. The transcript is spliced from 8 exons. NCBI's taxonomy places the organism in Eukaryota, Viridiplantae, Streptophyta, Magnoliopsida, Poales, Poaceae. The record is from RefSeq and is a predicted model, not a curated record. Gene Ontology annotation, cellular component: THO complex part of transcription export complex. Gene Ontology annotation, biological process: mRNA export from nucleus; positive regulation of DNA-templated transcription, elongation.
ACCGUCAGACGCCAGAACUCACAACCCAACCCGCUUCCAUUCCCACUUUCACUUCAGGGCGUCUGGCGUCGUCUCUCCCGGCUCCGGUCAGAUCGAUGGCGUCGGAGACGGCGGCGGAAGCCAUGGACGUCGAGGCACCAGUCCGGCCGUCCACCACCACCGCCGCCGCACCAAAACAUCGCUGCCCUCACGACCUACUAGCGGAGACCCGCGCCUCCGUCGAGGAGGUCGCCGCCCGGAUACUCGCCAUCAAGAAGGACGGCGCCCCAAAGUCCGAGCUCCGCGAGCUCGUCGCCCAGAUGUCCCUCCUCCUCAUCACGCUCCGCCAAGUGAACAGGGAGAUACUGAUGGAGGAGGAUAAGGUGAAGGCGCAGACGGAGGCGGCAAAGGCGCCGGUGGACUCCACGACGCUGAAGCUGCACAAUCUGCUGUACGAGAAAAACCACUACGUGAAGGCCAUAAGGUCGUGCCUCGACUUCCAGACGAAGCACCCGGGCAUUGACCUGGUGCCCGAGGAGGAGUUCCACCGCUCCGCGCCAGCUGACAUCCGUGACAAGACGCUUGCGGCUGACGCUGCUCACGACCUUAUGCUCAAGCGUCUCAACUUUGAGCUCGUCCAGCGUAAAGAACUAUGCGAGCGUCAUGAGAAAUUGGAACAACAGAAGAGCAGCUUGCUAGGGGCAAUUGCAAAUCAGAAAAAGUUUCUUUCAAGCCUCCCGUCACAUUUGAAAUCACUGAAGAAAGCAUCAUUGCCAGUGCAGCAGCAGCUGGGGAUGCUGCAUACCAAGAAACUAAAGCAGCACCAUGCAGCGGAGUUGCUCCCAGCUCCUCUUUAUAUAACUUACACCCAGCUGUUAGGACAGAAAGAAGCAUUUGGAGAUAAUAUUGAAGUGGAGAUCAAUGGAAGCACAAAGGAUGCUCAAACUUUUGCUCUGCAACAGGCCAAGCAGGAAAAUGCAGGCACUCUAUCAAAUGAUGAUAGGAUGGAUGAUGAUGCAAUUGAUGACGAAGAAGAUGCUCAGAGAAGAAGAUCAAGGUCCAGGAAGAAUUCGAAGGAAGCUAGUAAUCCUGCAUUGGCGUAUCAACUUCAUCCACUUAAAGUUGUUCUCCAUGUAUACGAUACUGAAGAUUCUGGAACCAAGCGUCUUAAACUCAUCACCCUGAGGUUUGAGUACUUGGCAAAGUUGAAUGUUGUCUGCGUUGGGCCUGAAGAUUCAGAGGGAAUGGAUAACAAUAUCCUGUGCAACCUAUUUCCAGAUGACACUGGUUUAGAGCUGCCUCAUCAGAUGGCUAAGCUUUACGUCGGGAAGACUCCCCAGUUCAGUGAAAAGGAUUCACGUCCAUACAAGUGGGCACAACAUCUAGCUGGUAUAGAUUUCUUGCCGGAAGUUCCUCUGUCUGUUGGGGAUGAUUCUAACAGAGCAUUGAGAAGUGCUGAUUUGUCAUCUGGGCUUGCACUAUACCGUCAGCAGAAUCGUGCGCAGACUAUUUUGCAGAGAAUCCGCUCCCGGAAAACUGCACAAAUGGCUCUCACGUGGCAACUUAGUUAUUUAACUAAGCUGAGGUGGCCUCAGAUAGAACACGAGAAUACACCGUGGGCAUCACGCACCCCAUUGUGUAGUAUGCAUAGUUGGUCAUUGACAGGGUUUUCUCCUGAACCGUCGGCUCGUUCUGCUUUGAUGCCUACUGAACCUGCAGGGAGUGCUGACAGUGAUAUGGAGAGAAGGUCUGUGACAAACGGGCAGGAAACUGAGAGUAUCAGGGAGGAUGGUGAGCUUCCGGUUGUGGUUCGUGCUGAACAUAUGCUAAAUGGUUCUAAAGCGUCACACUCAGAGGUCCCGCCUGAAGUUCGAAACCAUUCUAGAGGCUUAUCCCUUAUAUCAAAGAGCUCCACACCAUCAAAGCUAACCAUCUCACACAGUUUUGGCAGAAAUGAGGAUGAUCUUGAUUUCUUAAUGGACAGUGACAGUGAGUUGGAGGAGUUGACAUGUGCUGACCAAGAAACUGAACAAGGUAGCCUCACUAUAGAUAAAUCCUGGGAGGACUAUGCUUCCAGGGAGUUCACCAUGGUCUUGAGUAAAACUUUGAAAAAUGGUCCAAAAGUCAUGCUGGAAGCCAAGAUCAAAAUUAGCAUGGAAUACCCUCUUAGGCCACCACUUUUCAGAUUGCAGUUGCUUUCUGAAAAGACCGAAGCUUUAAAAUGUCACAAUGAUCUCCGUGCAAUGGAAGCUGAGGUGAAUCUUCACAUCCUCCGAAUAAUGCCUUCGUCAUAUGAGGACUAUAUAUUAACCCACCAGGUUCUGUGCCUGGCUAUGUUAUUUGAUAUGCAUUUUGACGAGGAUCACGAGAAAAGAAAAGUUACUUCGGUGAUUGAUGUUGGGCUCUGCAAACCAGUUAGUGGAACUAUGCUUACUAGAUCAGUUAGGGGAAGAGAUCGCAGACAGACUAUCUAUUGGCGAGGUGCUGAUUGCUCUAGUUACUUGUAGUGUGUGUGCGGACGAACUGAGCAUUUUCUUGUGUUAUUCGGAGGAAACGGAGAUGCGGAUACUGCUUUUGUUGCACUUCGUAAGAUACCUCCUAUACUGGGACUCUGUGACCAACAUGAACAGUACCUGGCAAGCUUGUUCAUGUUAACUGGAGAUGCGUUGCCGUGACAAGCCUGUUCAUGUUGGGUGGAGAGACAUGUUUUGCUGUUGCCUAACAAUCAUUAUGUAACUGUUAUGAUCUUUGACACCGAAUCACAAAGAAUUGUAAAACUCGCUGUGUCCC